AUGGAAGUCCCAGUUCUCUCGGAGAGCGCGGCAGACAACAAAUCGCGUUGGGAUGUGGCCAGAGAAUUUGCCAGGAGCGUCCUCGGUACGCUGAACACGGCCAGCGAUGUCUCAAACAUCGUGGCUUUCAACUCGGGCUCCUGGGCGCUUGGCGGAGAUUCGCUGAUCCCGGCCACGGACCGAAACAUCGAGAGGUUGAGAGUUGGACUGGACGGCAUAGAUCUGGAUGAGGGAUCUGACAGCGAAGCGGCAUUUGACGUGGCUUUUCGCCUGUUCAGAGAGUCGCUCGACAGGCUGGGUUCCAACGCAAAUUGUCAAAAUGUAAUUAUCUACAUAGGGGAUGGCGGCAAUCGCCCAUCACAUGGGCAGAGGCCAUUCUCUCUUGGUUCGAAGGGAAAUAAGAGCGCCCGCUGCGGAGACUUCAUCGAAAAGCAUUUGGACGCCGUGGAGUCCAUGCAGAGGACUCUUGAGCUGAUAACCAGCCGCCCCGCGAUCUUCACCUUCACUGUGGCGGGAGGCGACGAUGCGCUGGCGCGCCAGCUGGCCUGCAAUAAUGGCGGGGCGUGGUCCGCAAUUGACGGGAAUGGAGAUCCGCUGAAAAGCAUGGAGGCGUAUCUUCAGUACCUCGCCCUAUCGAUGAGGCCAAAGGAUUCGAAUUCAGACCCCAUCCUUUCUCCCACGCCCACCGAUCCGACCACGGGGGAGGGCGGCCUCCGCGUGACUUUCCCGGUGUUCGCACAGCCCCGAUGCGAGCCAAACGGCGACGUGGAAACUGCGCCGGGGGGGGCGCGGCUGCUGGGAGUGGUGGGCAGGGACGUGACCGCAAGGAUGCUAGAGGAAGAGGGCUUCAGCGGAGCAGGGGUUACCGCCCUGGUCAAUGACAACAAUAAGAUGGUCAGGAGGUGCAACGAAGACUACAAAUGCGACCGGUGCCAGCUUCAGGCGAUUCGAGGGCCUUUGUCCCAGUGCCCUCGCCGGCUCCAGAGCGCGCAGGACGUUACGCAAUGCUACGCCUUCAAAAACACCACCUACGUAUUGAGAAAAGAAGCAAAAGACUUCAACGCGGCGACCGAAAUCUGCGGCGAAUUGGGUGGUCGACUGGUCGAGCUGAAGUCUGAAGAUGUCAGUGGGGAGCAACGUUUCCUGGCUUCCAUCGCGCCUCCUGACGGAGCGUGGAUGGGGCUGCAACCUGUGGGGGGCAGGUGGAUGUGGACGGGGUCAAUGCGGGAGAUCGACUGA
This is a messenger RNA of Ostreobium quekettii, 1239 nucleotides long. Lineage: Eukaryota; Viridiplantae; Chlorophyta; Ulvophyceae; Bryopsidales; Ostreobiaceae. The record is from the annotation of a GenBank genome assembly.